AAAAGUCCAGUCCAGUCCACCCCAUCGGCGAGAGAGGGGAAGCGCAGGUGGGUGCGUGAUGGCCGCCGUCGCCGGAGCCGGAGGAGGCGACGAGAUGCUGCUGCGGCGCUCGCGCCGGCGGCUGCCCCUCGCCGACCUCACGAACCUCUCCUCCGCCACCUCCCCCAUCACCCGCCUGAAGCGCAAUCCCCAGCACCGCACGAGCCCCGCCAGCAGCGCCAGCAGCAUUGGCUCCUCCACCGUUCCCCGCAUCCCCACGCCUCCUCCGCCCGCGGCCCUCUCCGUUUCUACGACUAAGGGCAAGGAUAAAUCCACAAGGGAGCUUCAAAGUUCCAAUACUCAUCUAAACAAGAUUCAAAAGAUCAGUAAACCUAAGGUGAAGACUGGAGGCGUGCUACCUGGGACGUCAUCUCCUCCUAGCAAAAACACAAGGAAGAUAACAAGGAAAGAGCAGCCGCGCACAGAGUCUUUGAUCUCCCCCUUGUAUGCCUCUAGUAAAACAAAGGCGAAGACUAGUGGAGACGUGCUGCCUGGGGCAUCAACACCUCCCAGCAAAAAGAUAAUGAAGGUAACAAGGGAAGAGCAGCCGCGCACAGAGCCUUUGAUCUCCCCCUUGUAUGCCUCCAGUAAAACAGGGCUGAAGACUGGAGACGAGCUGCCUGGGGCAUCUUUGCCUCCCAGAAAAAAGACAAGCAAGGUAACAGGCAGCAGCGGGAAAGAGCAGCUGCAGAUGGAGGAGAUGAGUUGCGAUGAGUCCCUGGUACCGAGCGAGGAUUUCAUCAAGGAGCGGAGGGCCUACUUCGCGGAGAUCGAUGCAUUUGAGCUGGUAGAGGAGUUUGUUUCAUCUGGAAGCGACGCAGAGUAGACGUUCAUUUGGCUCUUGUUGCUUUAUAUACAUCUCUGGAAGUCGAUUAGGCGGGCAUAUGAUUCACAAGAGUGGAAAAGAUAUAUGUGUUGCACGGACAGCCUGGGUAGAGAGAGAUUAGCUGAGUCUUAAUUCUAGAGAGUGGAGUCCAUGAAGUAGUAAAGUGUUGAGUCCUCGAGAUUGGUUGCUGCCUCGCAAUUCCUUUGCUGACAUGAUGGUAGUCGUUAAGCUGAUGACAUGAUGGUAAGUACAGUAGAAAAUAUAAGGUGGUGGUAUGUAUGUAUAAGCUAGUGUAAUGCGUACUAGGUAUCGUCUUGUCAGCAGUUAGGUAUUGUGAUGGCAUGUAUCCAUACAGAACCUGCAGAAGAAGAUGGUGGAAAGAGUAUGAUUGCCGUGGUAGCUGUUGGUUGGUUUGGAAAUAAACUACUAAAAUUUCACAUAGUAUGAUCAUUAGAUGAAUUGUGGCGCUGGUAGUCAAAUACAAGGUCACUCACAUUCUUCUUUUGCUGGGCCACUGGCAUUGGUAGACAGGCAGUGUCAAUUAUGAUGGCAUAUACUAGAUGUGUAAACUGAAUGUACAAGAGGAGAAAAUGAUUGGUGUGACUA
Molecule: messenger RNA, 1471 nt
Organism: Triticum dicoccoides
Lineage: Eukaryota; Viridiplantae; Streptophyta; Magnoliopsida; Poales; Poaceae
Exons: 6
Coding region: 59-865 (268 amino acids)
Source: RefSeq, a predicted model, not a curated record